AUGUCAGCAGGAAUACAAAUAAAUGUAUUUAGCAUGGAAAUAACAGAGGUAGCGCAGAAACUUAGCAAAAAUAGCACAGAAUCUCAAAGAAUUCGGCAAAAAAAUAGGUAUGUUGAUCCAAAUACAGGUGUAUUAAGAACUACAAGAUUGAUCUUAAAACGAGGAGUUUUGCCAAAAUGGGGAAACGGGGUGACUUAUAUUAUUGAAGAAUCGAUAGUUAAUCCAAAAACUCAAACAAUGAUUACACUCACAAAAAAUAUAACACAUGCACGAAUAAUGCAAGUAGAAGAAUGGCAAACAUUUAGAGUUGACCCUAAUAAUCGAGAAUUUACACAAGUUAAAACCGAAGCCAGAGUAAUUAGCAAUUUUGGAUGGGGAUUGACUGAACGAGUUGAAGGUUUUGGUAUAAAAAAAUUUGCAGAUAGUACAAUGAAAAGUCGAAAGGGUAUGUCUUUGGUAUUAGAAAAGAUUCGUGAAAAACAAUUAUUGCGUGGCCGAGGAUUUUUGACUACGUAG
This is a messenger RNA of Scutellospora calospora, 516 nucleotides long. Lineage: Eukaryota; Fungi; Glomeromycota; Glomeromycetes; Diversisporales; Gigasporaceae. The record is from the annotation of a GenBank genome assembly.